AGCGAUUCAGUUGCUCUUGGGGGCCGACUCUGUCAAUUACCAUUGCCGUUGCUUUUCCUUGUCGCUGCAAUGGGUGGAUGCACAGGCAAAACAGCUGAUGCCCCAAAGCCUGGGAACAAGGGAACUUCCUCGGUCCCGAAGAAGGACAUCAAGGAGGGUGGCAUUGGUCACGCACAGUUCAUCAUCGAGAACACCGGCAAGAUCACGGACUACUACCAACUGGACAAGAAGAAGCUCGGUGAGGGAUCCUAUGGAUCGGUGUCCAAGGCGACGAACAUCUCCACCAAGGCCAUUCGCGCUGUGAAGACCAUCUCCAAGUCUCAGAUGAAGAACUUGGAGCGCUUCAAGCAGGAAAUUGCCAUUAUGAAGAUGAUGGAUCAUCCCAACAUCAUCAAGCUCUUCGAAUCUUUUGAAGACCACAGGAACAUCUAUUUGGUGAUGGAACUGUGCUCUGGCGGCGAGCUCUUCGAUCGUAUCAUCGAAUCGGGUCACUUCUCCGAAGUGCAAGCGGCCAUCUUGAUGCAGCAGAUCAUCCGUGCCAUCUACUACAUGCACGAGAACCAGGUUUGCCAUCGCGAUCUGAAGCCUGAGAACUUCCUCUUCAUGACCAAGGACCCCAUCGAGAAGAAUUUCUUGAAGAUCAUCGACUUCGGGCUGUCAUGCAAGUUCAUCCCUGGCAAGCCCCUGGCCACCAAAGCGGGCACGCCCUACUACGUGGCGCCCCAGGUCCUCGCCGGGAACUACGACCAGCUGAGCGACCUUUGGUCCUGCGGAGUCAUCAUGUAUGUGCUCCUCUGUGGCUACCCGCCCUUCUUUGGGGACACCGACUCCGAGGUCUUGGCGAAGGUGCGCCUGGGGAACUUCAACUUCAAUCCCUCGGACUGGAAGAACGUCUCGGAGGAUGCCAAGACGCUGAUCCGCCACUUGCUGAAGAUGAAUCCCAAAGACCGCUACACAGCCGAACAAGCCCUGAACCACGAGUGGAUCAAGAACAAGGCACCCAAAGCCUCCCAUGUGGCGUUGCAGUCGAACUUUGUGGACAACCUGCGCGGCUUCCGAUCCCAGAACAAGCUCAAGAAGGCAGCUCUGCACAUCAUUGCGGGCCAGCUCAAUGAGGACCAGAUCAAGGCGCUCAGAGACACCUUCAUGGGCCUGGACAAGAAUGGUGACGGACUGUUGACGCCGGCCGAGCUGAAGGAAGGAUUGCAGAAGGCUGGACUGAAAGAGAUUCCUCCAGACCUGCAGCAGAUCAUGGAGGAUGUGGAUGCGGAUGGCAGUGGCGUCAUCGACUACACCGAGUUCUUGGCUGCCACCUUGGACAAGCGCCAAUACAUCCAGGAGGAUGUUUGCUGGUCUGCUUUCAGAGUCUUCGACAGGAACGGUGACGGCAAGAUCUCUCAGGAUGAGUUGAAGCAAGUGCUCAACGAUGGCCAGGUGGAAAGCACCCUUGGACAUGAAAUGAUCGUGGAGCUUCUGAAGGACGUGGAUGCCAACGGUGAUGGUGUCAUCGACUUCCAGGAGUUCCUGGUAAUGAUGCGGGGGGGAAAGGCGCCUGAGCCCAACAAAGUCUGAGGUGGGAGAUGAGGUCUCCGAGAUGGCGAAUGAAGAGUGAUUUGAGGUGUUUGACAGGGGCCCCUAAGUUGGCCAGAGAAGACCACUUUUUCAUGUGUGUAUUUCUUUUUUUUACACCUGUCCCUUUGGGGGUUUUGGUUUGUGGCCUUGGGUCCCAUAAUCUUCACCGUCUCACAGCCAGUGACAAUUCACGACCUGGCAGCUUGCGGUAGCGUUGCAUGUGGAAGAGACUUCAGAUGCCAUCUCGCUCCUCUCCUUCUCGUCAUCGAAAUGGGGACGGACAUCACUGAAGAGACUGAAAUGAAUACUUCUGAUUGUAGGCCGUUUUCCAGAUCUACACAGAGCACACAUGAGAUCGCGUGACGAUCUCUC
Molecule: messenger RNA, 1944 nt
Organism: Durusdinium trenchii
Lineage: Eukaryota; Dinophyceae; Suessiales; Symbiodiniaceae
Source: the annotation of a GenBank genome assembly